This is a messenger RNA of Thalassophryne amazonica, 2738 nucleotides long. It is a transcript of the gene sim1a, whose product is annotated as SIM bHLH transcription factor 1a. NCBI's taxonomy places the organism in Eukaryota, Metazoa, Chordata, Actinopteri, Batrachoidiformes, Batrachoididae. Gene Ontology annotation, molecular function: DNA-binding transcription factor activity, RNA polymerase II-specific; RNA polymerase II transcription regulatory region sequence-specific DNA binding; protein dimerization activity. Gene Ontology annotation, biological process: regulation of transcription by RNA polymerase II. The coding region runs from base 64 to 2457 and encodes 797 amino acids. The record is from RefSeq and is a predicted model, not a curated record. The transcript has 11 exons.
UCCGUGAAGGGGACGAGCCAUGGGCUGAUUUACGGACGUGUGUCCUCCUGGUGAAGGAGCAGCAUGAAGGAGAAAUCAAAAAACGCCGCCCGGACCCGGCGAGAGAAGGAGAACAGUGAGUUCUACGAACUGGCCAAACUGCUGCCUCUGCCCUCUGCCAUUACGUCACAGCUGGACAAGGCGUCAAUCAUCCGGCUGACCACCAGCUACCUGAGGAUGCGGCUGGUCUUCCCACAAGGCCUCGGGGAGUCGUGGGGUCAUGUGAGCCGCAACAGUUCUGUGGACGGAGUCAGCCAGGAGUUGGGCUCGCACCUCCUUCAGACUUUAGAUGGCUUCAUUUUUGUGGUUGCUCCAGACGGGAAAAUAAUGUACAUAUCAGAGACGGCAUCGGUGCACUUGGGCCUGUCACAGGUAGAACUGACAGGAAACAGCAUUUAUGAAUACAUCCAUCCAGCAGACCAUGAUGAAAUGACGGCUGUCCUCACCGCUCACCAGCCUUACCACUCUCACUUUGUUCAAGAAUUUGAAAUGGAGCGCUCCUUCUUCCUGAGAAUGAAGUGUGUCCUCGCUAAAAGAAAUGCCGGGCUGACCUGUGGCGGUUACAAGGUGAUCCACUGUAGCGGCUACCUUAAGAUCCGUCAGUACAGCCUGGACAUGUCGCCGUUUGAUGGCUGCUAUCAGAAUGUUGGACUGGUGGCCGUCGGCCACUCGCUGCCACCCAGUGCUGUCACUGAGAUCAAACUGCACAGUAACAUGUUCAUGUUCAGAGCCAGUCUGGACAUGAAGCUGAUCUUCUUGGACUCACGAGUCGCAGAGCUGACAGGAUACGAGCCUCAGGAUCUCAUCGAGAAGACCCUCUAUCAUCACGUGCACAGCUGCGAUGCCUUUCACCUGCGCUGUGCUCAUCACUUGUUGUUAGUGAAAGGUCAGGUGACCACAAAGUACUACCGGUUCUUGGCCAAACAUGGUGGAUGGGUGUGGGUUCAGAGUUACGCAACCAUCGUGCACAACAGCCGUUCGUCCCGACCUCACUGCAUUGUCAGUGUCAACUACGUUCUCACGGAAACGGAGUAUAAAGGCCUUCAGCUUUCUCUGGAGCAGGUUACGUCCAAAGUCUCUUGUCCCUACAGCAGCAGCCUGACAGAGAGCUGCAGGACGCCCAAAAGCAGGCUGGCCCGACCCAAGACCAAAGCCAGGCUCUCCCCCUACACACAGUAUCCAGGUUUCCAACCAGAGUGCUCAGAGUCUGACCAGGACAGUCCCUGGGGUGGCAGCCCCCUCACAGACUCUGCCUCUCCUCAGCUGCUGGAGCAGAGUGAAGGUCAGGACUCCUCCUGUGUCUACAGACAGAUCACUGACCAUCGGCCACUCUGCUACAGCCUGUCUGAAGAGCAGAGUCCCUCCAUCAGUGACGGCCACACACACCUCCACCCACACACUCAGGGCCAGAGCUGUGAGCGGGGUCGAUGUGAGGCGGGGCGCUAUUUUCUUGGAGCACCCACGCCUGGCAGGGAUGCAUGGUGGGGUACAAACCAUUCCAUUCUGCCCCUGAGCAAAGGCUACUUGGAGAGCUAUGACAGCUGUGGCAGCAGUAUGCCCCACAUCACAGCCAUCCACAGCUUCCAUGAAGGAGGUCACUGGGAUGAGGACAGCAUGGUCAGCUCUCCAGAUGGAGGUUCAAAUUCAGAUUCAGGGGACCGGUACCGAUCUGACCACUACCGCUGUAGCCCGCAAGAGCCCAGUAAGAUUGAGACACUGAUCCGGGCCACACAGCAGAUGAUCAAGGAAGAAGAGAGUAGACUUCAUUUGCGCAAAGGUCCUCUGGGAGCAGCCAAUGGCUUGCCAAAGGGCAGCGGUACAUGCUUUACUCCAGAAUAUACCCAGGGGCCCUUGCCUCUACAGACAGUGGUAUGCCGAGGUUUGAAUCAGUUGAUCAGUCCUGAGUCUAGUCCUGCCCCACUAUCCAGACUCAGCAGUCCUGGCUCUGAGCACAUCCUCAAGCCCAAAGACUACCUCCAGACAGAUGUAUCCCCGCUGUCUUUGCCAUUACACCACCCACUCAGUCGGCCGGGCCCGUGCUCAUCUUCCCCAGCCCCUGGCCACUACCCCUCCCACACGCACCCACGGCCAUACUUGGACAAGCACGCUGCCUACUCUCUGACAGGUUAUGCUCUGGAGCACCUGUAUGAUGCAGAGAGCCUGCGGGGCCACUGCACCUCAGCCAUUACUGGCCCCACCCACAAUGAUAUGACCCCUCACCUCCGUAUCCCAUCAGAGCAAACCGCCGGACACAAAGGCACCUCUGUCAUCAUCACCAAUGGCAGGCUAACACACAGAGAAAGAAGCCAACACAUCAUGGAGAGCAGUCUGCUGCCACACACUGUUGUGUUCCAUUACAGUGCCUAUAAAAACUCUUCACCACCUUAUUCUACAUUUAAAAAAAAAAAAAAAACCUGAAUCACAAUGUUUAAUAAUUUAAUAUGGGAUAUGAACGCAUCGGACGAUAGAAUGGCACAUCAAAGCUGAACAGGCCUAAAAGUUUAACAUAAUUAUAAUUCUGAUACAGAAAUAGAGUACACAGUGACACAGGAGGUCUGCAGGAAAUGUCACUUGUUGAUUGAUUGUCAUUGGAUGACUGAAAGGUUUCAUCAGCCCUGUGGGUUAGUAUUUGAGAAUGUGUUCAAAAUACUGACAGAAGACUUCAUCUCAAUUAUGACAUCGCUCUGUGUUCACCGUCU